Messenger RNA from Plodia interpunctella (Indianmeal moth), 5073 nucleotides. RefSeq names its product myosin-IIIb-like. Gene Ontology annotation, cellular component: myosin complex. Bases 228 to 4583 code for a protein of 1451 amino acids. Gene Ontology annotation, biological process: peptidyl-serine phosphorylation; regulation of actin filament length. The record is from RefSeq and is a predicted model, not a curated record. Lineage: Eukaryota; Metazoa; Arthropoda; Insecta; Lepidoptera; Pyralidae. Gene Ontology annotation, molecular function: protein binding; protein serine/threonine kinase activity; microfilament motor activity. The transcript has 22 exons.
CACACAGCUGAUUUCACAUGUGGCUUGGCUGCCUAUCGCGCGCUCGCUCCGCGCUGCCUUUACGUGAAAAUGCCGGCAACUAUCGGAUUGUUCCAAUGAAGUGCAUGUGAUUAUUUUCUCAUUUUUAAAUUGAGACAUCGAACUCAUUUACUGACGAGAACUUUGGAUACCGCUCUACACGAUAUUCUUUUAUAGCGGAUGCGUGGCUGGCCAGUAAUUCGUGAGCCAUGCGGAGUGACAUGGCGUAUCGUGGCCUCUCUCAACAUGUAGAGCUGGACCGGGCCGCCGACCCUCGAGAGAGGUUCUCACUACAGGAGCUCAUCGGGGAGGGCACCUAUGGAGAGGUGUACUGCGCCAGGGAUAAGAAAUCCGGCAAGAGAGUCGCUGUUAAGAUAUUGGAGAACAUAGCGGAAAAUAUAGAGGAAAUUGAGGAAGAAUUUCUCGUUUUUAGAGAUUUGUCGAGUCAUCCUAAUAUACCUGAAUUCUUUGGAUUAUUUCUGAAACGAGGACUCAAUUCGGACGACGAUCAAAUAUGGUUCGUGAUGGAGCUAUGUACCGGAGGCUCUGUGACGGACCUGUGCGCUGGAAUGCGGGCGCACGGAAACAGCCUCACCGAGCCACAACUCGCCUACGUAUUGAGAGGAACAGUGCGCGCUCUCACACAUCUUCACGCUCACCGGUGCAUGCAUCGUGACGUCAAAGGACACAAUAUACUGUUGACUGAAGACGCCGAAGUCAAGCUGGUCGAUUUUGGAGUAUCCUCACAUUUGGCGGCGACAGCGGCACGACGGAAUACUUCUGUUGGAACUCCUUAUUGGAUGGCCCCAGAGGUGAUAGCAUGUGAACAGCAACUAGACGAGUCAUACGACUGCCGCUGUGAUGUGUGGUCUGUUGGUAUCACUGCUAUCGAACUCGCCGAAGGGGAGCCUCCUCUAUCUGGGCUACAUCCAAUGAGAGCUCUAUUCCAAAUCCCCCGAAACCCACCUCCUACUCUGGUACACCCUGAAGCAUUCUCACCUCAUCUUGUAGAUUUUAUUGCCGAUUGUUUAAUUAAAGACAUGAACCAAAGACCAUUCGCCAGAGAGUUAUUGGAACAUCCUCUACUCUUAGCCGUUAGCAGUUUCGAAGACAAGAUUCGAAAAGAGCUGCAAGCGGAAAUCAAAAGACAAAGGGCUGAAGGUCGCGGCAGCAGAGCUCCGGAAGCUACCACCAAAAGGGGGAAACUGAAGUCCCAUAGGAAGGCCCGGCCUGAAAAAAUGUACACAGACGACCUUGCAAGCCUCGAGGUUUUGACCGAGGAUGCCAUCGUAGAACAACUUCAGAAAAGAUAUACACAGAAUCACAUUUACACUUACAUAGGAGACAUAUUAGUCGCUGUCAAUCCAUUUACUGAUAUAGGAAUUUAUACCUCCAAGACUCAGCAGAUCUACCAAGGGCGAUGUCGGUCGGACAACCCGCCUCAUAUCUAUGCUGUUGCGGAUGCGGCCCAUCAGGCGCUGAUGCAUCAGAAAGUGCACCAAGCCAUCGUGAUAUCUGGGGAAAGUGGGGCUGGAAAGACUGAAUCUGCCAAUUUGCUGUUGAAGCAGCUCGUAUUUUUAUCGAAGACGCAAAAUCGCAACUUGGAGGAAAAGAUACUCCAAGUGAACCCGAUAAUGGAGGCCUUUGGGAACGCCCGCACGGGAAUCAACUCAAACAGUUCUCGGUUCGGGAAGUACCUGGAUCUAGCGAUGAUGAGAGUCGGCAGGAUCGCCGGCGCGAGGAUUUCUGUUUACCUUUUGGAACAGUCCCGGGUCGUCCAUCAGGCUUUGGGAGAAAGUAAUUUUCACGUGUUCUACUACCUUUACGACGGGCUGGAAAGCGAAGGUCGUUGGAGAAAGUUCUACCUUGACGAACAACUUAAAUCCAGGCACAGAUACUUACAGCCUCUGUCAGCGGUUCACAGGGAGCAUAAUGUGCAUCGGUGGAGGCAGCUUAAUCAGGCUUUCAAGGUAGUCGGGUUUCAAGAGGAAGAAGUGCAGAUUAUAUACAAAAUGUUAGCGGCCAUCUUGCACCUUGGCGACAUAGAAUUUGGUGAAAUGGCUGGUGAAGACAACGCUGACAACAGAGCGACGAUCAUUGACUCCGCUCCUUUGCAUAGAGCAUCGUGUCUCCUUGGCGUCGAAACCAUAGAUCUUCGCGAAUGUCUAACCAGCAGCAGUGUGGUAGCCAGGGGCGAAACUAUCGCGCGACAUAGUUCUCCCACUGAAGCCGCAGUAGCGAGAGACGCCACAGCAAGAGGUCUUUAUGCCAGAGCGUUCGAUAGAAUCGUUGAAAGGAUCAAUGCCUUACUCUGCCAGAAUAGACCUGCAAAUGAGCAACUCUCGAUUGGCAUCCUAGACAUCUUCGGCUUCGAGAACUUUGCAAGAAAUUCGUUUGAACAACUUUGUAUCAAUAUUGCCAACGAACAAAUCCAGUAUUAUUUCAACCAACACAUCUUCACGUGGGAACAACAGGAGUAUAUGGCAGAAGGGGUUCCUGUGGAUCUUGUGGAGUUUUCCGACAACAGACCAGUGUUGGACAUGCUUUUGUCCAGGCCUAUGGGUUUAUUGGCUUUACUCGAUGAAGAAAGUCGAUUCCCUCGAUCUACAGAUAGGAGUCUCAUUGAAAAAUUCCACAACAACGUAAAGAGCAAAUACUACGUGCGCCCGAAGUCCGACGCCGUGUGCUUCGCGAUCCAGCACUUCGCGGGGCGCGUGGUGUACCAGGCGGCCGGCUUCCUCGACAAGAACCGCAACUUCCUGCCGCCGGAGGUCGUGCAGCUCAUGCGCCAGAGCCAGUACGACGUCAUCCGGUUCUUGUUUCAGUGCCCCAUUACGAAAACCGGCAAUUUGUACUCGCCGCUGCAAGGCGAUGUGGAAUCUAGGAGUUUGGAGAGUCCUAACAGUGAUACUAGGGAUCGCUUCAAUAGCCGCGGCCUGGCGUCUCAGUCCCGAGCCCAGCAAACAGUGGCCACAUACUUCCGCUACUCCCUCAUGGAGCUCCUCCAGAAGAUGGUGAGCGGCACCCCGCAGUUCGUUCGGUGCCUCAAACCCAACGAUUCCCGUUCGCCGAAGCACUUCGACUCCGCGAAGAUACUCAAACAACUGCGGUACACUGGAGUUUUGGAAACGAUCAGAAUUAGACAGAAUGGAUUUUCACACCGGUUGACGUUUGAGGAGUUUUUAAAAAGAUAUGGCUUCCUGGCCUUCAGCUAUGAUGAGGAUAUGAAACCUAGUCGUGAUACUUGUAGAAUUCUACUCAUGAGAUUAAAAAUGGAUGGAUGGGCGUUGGGCAAAUCCAAAGUCUUCUUAAAAUAUUAUCAUGUUGAGGUUCUGGCCAGAAUUUAUGAAGAACAGAUAAGAAAAAUAGUACUAGUCCAAGCGUGCGUCCGCGGCUGGGUGGCGCGGCGUCGCUGCCGCCAGCUGCGGGCGCGGCGCGCCGUGUCGGCGCUGACGCUGCAGCGGCACGUGCGCGGCUGGCUCACGCGCCGCCGCCUGCGCGAGCGCCAGCGCGCGCUGGCGCUCGAGUUCCACACGCAGCAGGACGGCCAGAGGAAACACCUCAAACCUGGUAAUAAGAUGAAAGCUUUGAUGAAAGCCCAAGUCCUGCAGCGGAUGACGUCGGACGAGAGCGACAGCAACGAGACCAGCGGGAACAAGGAGAAUGUCGACACCAACCGCGCCGCCGUCGUCAUCCAGAGCCAUUUCCGCGGCUACACGGCGCGCCGCAACUGGGCCAAAGGUCGCGCGCCGCCGCCGCCGCACCCGGCGCCCACGCCGCAGCUCAUGCAGCACUACUCGGUCCAGGAGAGGGCUGCACAGCUCCAUGCUUUUGCUGACCAGGUGCACAACAAGAACCAGGAGGUGCACAAGAGCCUGCGACGCAACAAGCCGGGCGUGCGACUGCAGGCGGUGGCGCGGCCGCCGGCCGAGUACCGCGCGCCGCCCGGCUUCACGCUCGUGCCCGCACUCGCGCGCGCGCGGCCCAGCGCGCUCGAGCGCGACGCCAGCAGGCUCUCGAGUCCAUCGCCCGAGUUUCUGGAGAGCCCGGCGCGGCCUUGGGAUGAACCGCUUCUGAAUAGAAAAGACAUUGUGAUCAAACAUUACAGAUAUCAGCAAAGCAACGAUCAGUGCUCCCACCGCCACCUGCAGCAGAACCAGAACCUGCAGAACCGGCCGUGCAGCCGCCAGUGCAGCGGCCUCGUCAGCAACAAAAUCAAUGAGCUCGUGAGGAACUCCCAAAAAGCUGAACUCGGUCCACGGCCCGUGUACAACCUUUCGCACGACCCCGAGUCGGACCUGCGCAAGAUCCUGCGCAACUCGCCCGAAAUCCUCGCCACGCCGGUAUUCAGUUCCGACGAUGACUACACAGAGGGCCCUUUCCGUUUCAAGCAGUUACUCCGACCCACCCUGGGCCCCACCGAAAGCCUGCGCAAGCGCAAAGUCCGCAACUCACCCGGACAAAGCCCCUGGCUGUCCGACAGCUCCCAGGACAGCACGAGCUCCAGACAAGCUAUGUAUAAUAAACGCCGUCCCCAAAUCAGCAUGGGAGUUUAUUAUAAUUAGUAUCGACAUCUCAUAGUAUAUUCUCGAAACCCCUUGUAAUAUGACACUUGUCAUCCAAGUGCCUCAUUUACUUUGUAAAAAUGUUAUGAGUGUUUAGUAUUACGAAUAUCCACCUUUAUUGAAGUAGUGUUUCAUUGUUAUUUCUACUAUUCAGAUUUAUAUAUUCCAUGUAAAAGCAAUUAUGUACCAAAGUCAUAUAAUUAAUGUUUAGUCUAAGAUAAAUAAAAAAAUAUCUUUUUACUCUCAUAAUUAAAAUAUGGUUUAUUCUCUUGCAGUAUUACUAAUCAUUAUUGUUGUAAAAAUAUUUGUUUACAGAUGGAAUUAUUUAAUUAGAUCUCGAAAAAGAAUAAAUUUAUUUUGCCAUCAUAUAUGAAUUUAGAUCAUUGACAACUUUUGUGAUAAUGUGCCAAUGAUUACCGUUAAGUUAAGUUAAGUUGUCAAUAAAAAAUCAGUGUAGUUGUCAAAAUUUUAUUCGAAUUAAAAAAUAUUG